This is a messenger RNA of Pogonomyrmex barbatus (red harvester ant), 2926 nucleotides long. RefSeq names its product double PHD fingers d4 (gene d4). The record is from RefSeq and is a predicted model, not a curated record. NCBI's taxonomy places the organism in Eukaryota, Metazoa, Arthropoda, Insecta, Hymenoptera, Formicidae. Gene Ontology annotation, cellular component: nBAF complex. Gene Ontology annotation, biological process: nervous system development.
ACUUGGAGCGUGGCGGGGGGGGAGGGGAGCGAGGGAGCGUUACGUACGAGCUGGCAGGACGCAAGCGGGAUUUGUGACGCGGAGUUGUGAUAUCCUGAAAACUGGCCGAAAAUGACAACGGUGGCGAUCUCCCCAGCUAUGGCUCACGGUAACAGCGGGAUAAUACAAGUGGUGAACGAAAGUAAUCUGAGCAAAAUCGAAAGCUUCCUCAACGACACCGCUUACAGAGAGGCCAUUGAAAAUUCAUCGAAUUACAAUAGUCGGCUAUGCCGGGAGCGACGUCUUCGCAUGCCCUUCCUAGAUUCACAAACAGGUGUUGCACAAAAUCAUUCCGCACUUUUCAUGUCCUCGAGAGAAAGAUUGCCAGGUUUAUUGCACGGCCAGAUCUAUACUUAUCCAAGUAAACGAUGGCGAAAGAAACGUCGGCAAUAUUUAAUGCACUAUCUACAUCCAAAACGAGGACCAAGAGGUGAUACAGAAGAUGGAACGGAAGGUAUAGAAGCUGUUACGCAUGUAAAUGAUGAUAGCAAAGAUUCAGUCGCGCUUAAAGAUGAACAUAGUAAAGAUGCCUGGUAUUAUGACGAGCAAGAUAUGUUAGACAUGGACGCCUAUGAAGAACCUGAUCCUGAUAGCGAUUAUGAUUACGAAGAGAGCUACAGCAGUAAACGGAAACGCAGAAAAACUCGAGGUGGUGGGCAUCAUCCUGCUCGUAGUCAUCCACCUACCACAGAUAGUCCAGGCGGCAAACGUACAAAGGGUGGAGGUCGUGGACGUAAGAAAACCAACUACGACUCAGUUGAUUCUGAUAAACCGUUCGUUUGUGACCUAUGCAGCGCACGGUAUAAGACCAGACCCGGUCUGGUCUACCAUUACGGUCAUUCCCACUCUACUUCCUCCGGUGAUCCUGCUAAGGAACUAAGUCCCAGUCCUGCCGAAGUUGAACCUAGGAGCGUUGCAGACACCGUUGCUUCGAACCAGCCAGGUGGUACGCGUCGGGGUCGUCAGAACGCUACUUCCUCGAGUACCUCGAGUCCCUCCCCGGCGGCGCCUACCGUCGCACCCGCUGCGGGAGCGGCGUCGCAGCCGCAGCAGUCGCAGCAGCAGCCGCAGCAGCAGCAACAGCAGCAGCAGCAGCAGCAGCAACAGCAACAGCAGCAGCAGCUGCAAUCGGCCGUGCAGACGCCCUCCAAUAGCUUGGAGUUCACUGUUCUUCGGCACAAGAUAACUGUCCUGGCACCUUUCUACUCGCAUCCCACGACAGAUUCCUCGUUCCGUCCCAAAUGCGUGUUCCCUGACGUGCUUGACGUUCUUGUUAUAGGGCAUCCAACUUGUUUGCAAUUCACUGCAAACAUGAUCGUUUCUGUUCGCAAGUACAGGUGGCAGUGUAUCGAAUGCAAAUGUUGCUCUAUUUGCGGCACCUCGGACAACGAUGAUCAGUUGCUGUUCUGUGACGACUGUGAUCGUGGCUACCACAUGUAUUGUCUGUCUCCGCCUCUUGCAUCACCUCCCGAGGGCUCCUGGUCUUGCCGCCUAUGCAUAGCCGAAUUUCAUCGCCGUGAUUAAGUCCACUUUCAUAGAUAAGUCACGGAGCUGUCCAUGGUAUAGCCGCUAUGGUAUAGCGAUCAUCUAAUUAAGGAGAAUUAGGAGAGUAUUCACGAGCUCACCCAUAUAGUAUUACUUACGACACGCAGCCCGGCAGAAUUUUUCUGAGAAGAAGGAAAGGAAAAACCGAAAGGCAACUUCAUCGAUUGCUAUUUAUUAUGAAAUUUGCAUUGAUCAUCGACCUCCCCCCCGUCCCUCCCCGGUUAAAUUAUGUUAAUGAUAACGAUGAUAAUAAUAAUAAUAAUAAUAAUUAGGAAGAUACGUUUAUAUAGCAUUACUACAUUAGAUAUCUCAGGCACUGGUGAUCUCAACGAGAUAAAGAUGUAAGGAAACACGUAUUUAUAAUUUAAUUGAGGUAGCUUCUACGAAUAGAUAUGUAAAGAUAUACGUCGCGCAGCCCAACCUGUUAGCAGAGUUCCGUAAGGGGAACGAACACAAAGAGAUUACUAAUUUUAAAGACAAAGACAGAGUUCGAUUUUACCGACGAUGUUAGACUUUACAUUCGUAUUGAACAAAGUGUAUUUUUUGCUCAUUUUAGGAACUGACAUGUAUAGAUAUACUCUUUACAGCGAUAUUACGAACGUGCGAACGAGAACGAGAUAGAGAUUUAAUUAAAGAUCGCUAAAUAGGACAAUACUCUCCUAGUUCUAGACUCUACUCUUAGUCAAUGAAAUGUUUCGGGUUUUCGGUUGCUUUCAGACAUUUCAACUUUCGCAGAGUUGCAUAAAUUUAUAAUAACGAAAAUUUUGGCGAUCUCGUGUGUUUUCGCGCUAACUCUUAGCUCCUCGCUAAUCCGAGUCGGCUCGGACCGCGUUUCAUAUAGGGAAGACGGAAGACGGAAACGAAAGGAUUCAUAUUCUAGAUCAUGAUAUUAAUAGUAUUUGUUCCAUGAAUAGUGAUAAAUAGAAUAUUAUCUGUUUCUCUGUAUGUAUCAUGAUACUAAAAGCUUUUACACAUAGCUACUAGUAGCGGACAUAGCUGUCAUAUACAGACUUGCAGUACUGGAAGGAAAAUUAUAUUCUACAUGUUCUUCGUCGUUUAUAGCUCAGUAUUUUUAUAUUUUAUAUAAAUGUACUUAAUUUAAGACGGCGCUGUGGGUGAUAUUUGAUAUUUGUUAAUGUAAAAAUCUCAUUUUUCUUCAAUUUGACCAUCUUUGACGACCGCCUAAUUGUAACUAUUAUUAGACUACACUUGGAAUUUGUCGGCUCACCUUUAAGAUUCUUCUUCGAUUAGGUCGAUGGAUUUAUAUUUUAUAUCGCUUAUUUUUAAUAUUAUGUAUGCAAAUCUGAAAAUAAAUAUUAGUUUAUACAAACCGGAUUAUUAA